Oppiella nova is the source of this 371-nucleotide messenger RNA. The record is from the annotation of a GenBank genome assembly. Lineage: Eukaryota; Metazoa; Arthropoda; Arachnida; Sarcoptiformes; Oppiidae.
GUAGUUUUCGACACAAAAAAGUCGAGAGACAGACAAACAUUUUUUUUCGCUGAAUUGGUGGUCGGUAUUGAAGGCUCAGACACCUCACACACACGUUGAAGUCAUGCCUUUGGGUAAUAUUUAUUACACGAUGUUCUUCGCGGUUAAGACCGGCUCUCAUGUGGUCAACGAUACCAUCAAUGGGAUGACCAACAAGAAGAAGUCAGUGAUGAACAUCACCACCAAUACCACCAAAGACACGGACCAAAGCGGUCGAUACCAGACUGAGAGCCAGACCACAAAGAAGUAGAGGAAGUCUCGUAGGAAUUGCUCAUCAAAACCAAACGGAAACACAGAAAACACAUCAAAACACAUACAAAAACACUCAGAAA